Messenger RNA from Poeciliopsis prolifica (blackstripe livebearer), 3126 nucleotides. RefSeq names its product MPL proto-oncogene, thrombopoietin receptor (gene mpl). The coding region runs from base 144 to 2036 and encodes 630 amino acids. Gene Ontology annotation, biological process: cytokine-mediated signaling pathway; positive regulation of cell population proliferation; hemopoiesis. Gene Ontology annotation, cellular component: external side of plasma membrane. The record is from RefSeq and is a predicted model, not a curated record. Lineage: Eukaryota; Metazoa; Chordata; Actinopteri; Cyprinodontiformes; Poeciliidae. The transcript is spliced from 12 exons. Gene Ontology annotation, molecular function: protein binding; cytokine receptor activity.
GUUUUAGGCUGAGCUUUUUAGUUCAACCCUUCUGAACUUGUUAAAUCCCACCCACAGACACCCAGACAAAACUACAUGAAGUAGACACAAACACAAAUAUGAGCUGAGCUUAAAUUAGGAUUGGAAGCACAACACCUCAGUCAAUGAUGACUCAGCGUUGCAUAUGGCAGAUAUUUCUCUUUAGCUUGUGGAUGCAUUUUGACUUGAUGCCCUUCUUGCACUGCAAUGCUGAAAUUGAGCGUAUUUUGUCAAAGCAAGAUGUUUUGCUCAUACAGGAUGAAGAAAAUCCAAAGUGUUUCACUCGAACAAUGGCUGAUUUCACCUGCUUCUUUGAGACCACAGACAACGGGACAUAUAAUUUUCUCUAUAAUGUUGGAGGGGACCAAAGUAAGACGUGUAAGAUGUCUAUCCUUGGAACAGAAAACGGAACUUUCCUGCAUGUCUGUUCAUUUCCACGGAUGGAUAUCUUCAUAUAUGUUGGGACGGAAGUGAAAGUGGUGCAUCAGACCAAAAACAUCACAUUGUACAAACGGACAGUCUAUGUGGAGGAUCUCUGUCUUCUGGAUCCCCCCUCCAAUGUCUCCCUACAGCCAGGAGACACUGUGGGAAAAAUGCUUAUUUCUCUGGACACUAAUUUAAAAACCACAUGGAAACAAGAAUAUAGAAUUCGUCAUUCUUCCAAGACACUUGGGGAAAAAACAGUUGAGGGAAAAGACAAAAACUUUCUGCUCUCACUGGAACCAGGUGAGGAGGUUGAGGUUCAGGCUUCUGUGAAAUGUGGAAAUGGACCAGAUGCACAUCCUGGAUACUGGAGUUCCUGGUCGAAACCUGUGCGAGCAAUAGUUCCCCAAAGUGCAGAUGAUAUUUCCCUGGUAUGCUUCACCUCUGACCUGCAACAUGUUACCUGUCAUUGGAAUAGCACCAAAUAUGGUGCAGAAAAUGAUUACAAGCUCUUCUAUAGCUCUAGUCAACCUUUGAACUGGACGGAGUGUCAGGAUGAUGGAAAUCUUUCUGACACGUGUUCUUUUCAUGGAGAUAAGUCUGGAGCAAUGAAGGUCAAGCUCAACAGCACCUCAGAUCCACUCAAACGAUUGUUCUUCAGUGAAGAGAUUGAGCUGAAAAAGUCCAUUAAAAGUGGCCCACCAAGUCAUCUGAAAGGAGAACUGACUAACGACAAGUUGUGCUUGGAGUGGGAAGCUCCUCAACCCUUUCCGUCAAACCACCUUGUGUAUGAGGUUGACGUUCAGGUCAGAGAAGUUGAAGAUUUCAGGAUAACAAAAGAGGGACACACUAGCGCGUGUGUACGUCUUUCUUCAGGAGGCCAGUUCAGUGUAAGAGUUAGAGCGAAACCUGAUGGGUCGAUUUAUUCAGGACACUGGAGUGACUGGUCAGAUGUCCUCCCAGGUACCAUCACUGAUAAUACAGACAUGCAGCUCCUGUGGUGUUUCUCCGUUUCCAUCCUGAUCAUAACUAUCAGCUUCAUCACAACCGUUUUACUUUAUCGCAGGAAGCUCAAGCUGUGUUUUUGGCCACCAGUGCCCAACCUUGAAAAAGUUCUGCAGGGCUUCCUGACAGACAUCAACCAGCAGAAAUGGGAUCCUCCAAUCACAUUGAAGCUGUAUUUUGAAGACACAACCUCCUCUGUAGUGGAGAUCAUGCCUGCUGAGCUUCCAAAACUCAACAAGCCUACUGAAGAAUUUGACUUCCUCUCCUCUGAUGGAAGCUUUUCCAUUGAGAAACAAGCAGAUGGAAGUUCUGGGAGCGAAACCCUCAGAGACUACGUAACUCUGAACAAAGAUCUGUCCAUUCUCUGCCUUAAGGAAAACUGUUAUGUCUAUGAGCAGUUUAAAGAUGGAAAAGAUCCUGAGAAAGGAGAUAAACUUUACACUACCUGCCGCUGUCUUAAGCCUUGCUCGUGCAACAACUAUUUUAACCAUUCUUACCUACCUUUAUCUCAGUCUACAGAGAGCUUGAGUAAAAAUAUUAAAGUCGGAAGGGAUGAAAGUAACCCCUAUGCUAACCUUUCCCUCGACUAAACAUGCAACGCAAGUGUGCUUCCAACUUAAAUUUUCUGUAAAAAGUGCUCAAUUCACAUAGAGAAUUGAGCAUCAUUAACAGAUGCUGGUUUCACCAAAGUAUAGUUAUCAAGUUUUGAACAAAUCAUCUUUCUGGUUUGUCCCAUUAUAUUUUCAGUAAAAUAUUAAAAACAAGAAAAGAAUCAAAAACAAGAAAAGUGAUGGUAAAAAUUAAAAGGAAGCUUUAUGUUAAAACAUUACUAUCAAUAUAUAGAAAAAGCUUGAAAUGUUUAUUAUAACCAGUGUAACAAUAAGCGCUGUCAUAAAUGCUUUUAUGCAGUUUUAUGCAGUUGUUUUUAAGAGUACUUUGGAUUAUGUUGAACAUAUUAUAACAGUUCUUAUAUUUUUCAUGUAAAAUUAAGUUCAAAUAAUAGAAUCUAACUUUACAUUCUUUUAUAUGGGACAAUACAAUAGUAAUAUUUGUUUUUAACUAUUUCUAGUUGUUCUGUACAGUAAUCCAUUACUUUAUUGCCUCAGAGCUUGUAUGGCUCCAAUAUAAACAUGUAAAUGCUUAAGAAUAAUACAUUUGAAAUUUCUUUUUAAAAAAUAGACUGUCAGGGUUCUUAGAGAGAAAAAUCUUACACAAUCUUUGAUGAGUGUAGAAAAAUAAAACUGAAGUAAUAUAAUUAUAAUAAUAAUCCAGGUGUUUAUAUGUUGUUUUUUUGUUUUUUUUAAUUAUAUCAGGCAAUUUUGGUAAAUGCAAAGUUAGCACUUUGAGCUAUAUCCUGAUACGGUUUCCUCUUGUGGUUAAUGUGUAAUGUAUACUGUCGGUGUUUUAAAUAAAGUAAAUCUGGAAAAGUAUGAAACAUGUAUCAUGCGCACUGCGCAGGGACCUUGCACUUUGUUCUGUAGUUCUUGUUUAACACCACAUGGUGCCAGCACACAUCAACUUGCUGAAAUCUGCUGACAACGAGGGACUUGGAGGGACCACGGACUGAAUCUGAAAUCAUAAACUCCCAUUUUCUCAGGCUUUGUGAUCUUGUGAACUUUUUGCAUACUGAUAUGAGAUAUAAGGAUUGAGAUGCCAUUAUUUUUAUUUUAUUUUUUUAAG